This is a messenger RNA of Thalassophryne amazonica, 779 nucleotides long. RefSeq names its product zinc finger BED domain-containing protein 1-like. The transcript is spliced from 2 exons. The coding region runs from base 108 to 779 and encodes 223 amino acids. NCBI's taxonomy places the organism in Eukaryota, Metazoa, Chordata, Actinopteri, Batrachoidiformes, Batrachoididae. The record is from RefSeq and is a predicted model, not a curated record.
UUUAGAGCAGCAGCCUGCAAUCUGUGCUGCUCUCCUCAGGUGAGAAAAGGUGUAACUUCAGGUAACAUCUGCACACUCAGUGAAACUGACAUCUCCAUGCUGAGGAAAUGGCCAAAGCACUGAAACCAUUAAAGGAUGCAACGAACAUCAUGUCAGAGGACUCCACGCCCACUCUGUCAGUGAUCGCUCCAUUACAUGCUCAGCUGCUUCAUGACACCACAGCAGGCUUUGCUGAGGAUGACACACCGCUUGUGCAGGAACUAAAACUGACUAUCCACGAAGAUCUUGCAAAGAGAUACUCAAGUGUGCAGACUAAGAACAUUCUUCUCACUGCCUCCACAUUGGAUCCCAGGUUUAAAGCUCUGCCUUUCCUCACCAAAGAGGAGCAACUGGACAUCCAUGCCAAAGUGAUUGCAGAGGCUGCAGCUCUUGAGAAAGAGGUGGUGCUAGCUGAGGCUGAGGAUGAGAAUGCAGAGACCAUAAAAGAAGAAGAAGAAGGCCCUCCUGCUCCUAAAAGAGUAUCAGCACUUGUUAACCUGCUCGGACAGACAUUUACUGAGGUAAGAGCUGUGUCCAAAUCUGUCAGCAUCAAAGCUGAAGAGGAGCUGAGGAAAUAUCUGGAGGCCCCUCCACUGUCACUCUCAGAGGACCACUUCAGUGAUAGAGUUCCCAUGAGGCAUGUUUCCCUUACCUGGCUAAAUUUGCUAAAUGUUUCCUAUGCAUACCUGACACUAGUGUUGCGGCAGAGAGAGUUCUCUCUACUGCAGGGGAUAUUGUGA